Molecule: messenger RNA, 5637 nt
Organism: Mugil cephalus (flathead mullet)
Lineage: Eukaryota; Metazoa; Chordata; Actinopteri; Mugiliformes; Mugilidae
Gene: mpped1
Product: metallophosphoesterase domain containing 1
Exons: 7
Coding region: 340-1281 (313 amino acids)
Molecular function (GO): hydrolase activity
Source: RefSeq, a predicted model, not a curated record
GAGGAGUGAUCUCUCCACGACGUUGCGCCGGUGCACCACGGGGUGCGCAUUCAAACUGACCAGCGCGUCUCUGUGGCAGCACAGGCAUCUUCCUCUCUCCUCUCGCAAUCAUCACUUGAAGAUCCUCACAGCAGCUCACCACCAGAGCCGGUGCAGAGGAGCUUCAGAGAAGAAGAAAGAGAAGAAGAAGUGGAGGGAGGUGAUGUCCUCUCCUCAGGUCACUGUGAGCUCAGCAAGUGUUUGAGAGACGCGUUCCAGCAGCCUCUUCUUAGGCCAGGACAGUUCACCAGUUGCUCCAAAACGAAAUCAACAAGCAACUUAACUCCGGUCCCCAGUGCCAUGGCCUUCACUCUGUCAGAGAUCAUGGCUGCGAGGCGGCAGCAGUCACAGGCUCAGUCACACGGCCAGCGAGGGAGCAGGGCGGCGGUGGAGGUGGACGAGUACAGCACCAACCCCACUCAGGCCUUCACCUUCUACAAUAUCAACCAGGGACGCUUUCAGCCGCCUCACGUCCACAUGGUGGACCCGAUGCCUCACGACACUCCCAAGCCACCAGGCUACACGCGCUUCGUGUGCAUCUCCGACACUCACUCCCGCACGGAUGCCAUCCAGAUGCCGUACGGGGACGUGUUCAUACACGCCGGAGACUUCACCGAGCUGGGACUGCCCUCCGAGGUCAAGAAGUUCAACGACUGGCUAGGUACCCUGCCCUAUGACAUCAAGAUAGUAAUCGCCGGAAACCACGAGCUGACCUUCGACCAGGAGUUUAUGGCGGACCUCAUCAAACAGGACUUCUACUACUUCCCGUCGGCUUCCAAACUGAAGCCGGAGAAUUACGAGAAUGUCCAGUCGCUGCUCACCAACUGCAUCUACCUGCAGGACUCCGAGGUCACUGUGAGGGGCUUCAGAAUCUACGGCUCUCCCUGGCAGCCCUGGUACUACGGCUGGGGUUUUAACCUUCCGAGGGGUCAGGCCCUGCUGGACAAGUGGAACCAGAUCCCAGACAGCACAGACAUCCUGGUCACACACUGCCCCCCACUGGGUUUUCUGGACUGGGUGCCCAAGAAGAUGCAGCGUGUCGGGUGCAUGGAGCUGCUCAACACGGUCCAGAGGAGAGUCCAGCCCAAAUUCCAUGUGUUUGGACACAUUCAUGAAGGUUACGGGAUGAUGACAGACGGCACCACGACGUUCGUCAACGCCUCGGCCUGCACUGUCAACUUCCUUCCCAUGAACCCGCCCAUCGUCUUCGACCUCCCAAACCCUAACCCCCGGACCACAUGACUAGAGGAAGCUCGCCCCCAAACCCCUACCGUCAGCAAGGAGAAAGGAGCCAGACGAGGUAGGUGAGGUCGGCGGGCAGGACUGAUCGAACUCUGUAAAUAUUAUGCGGGCGUGUGUUUGACGCAGCACCAGGCGGCACAUGCUCGGACAGCCCGACUGCGGCCCCCGCUGAGCAAGGGACGGACGCCCCCUCGCGCUGUUAAUGUUACUUCAUGUGCCAUCAUUUCUUUGCCUCAACGCUGGACUUUUAAAGUAGAUGUGGAGCCGAGAGAUGGUUUUAUAUGCAGACGAACGAACAUCUCUCCGUGUUCUGUGUUACUGCACUGACAAUCUGACAUGGCUCUCAGAGUCUGUAAGGAGCCCUUUCACUUCGUGGACAGUAAUAGCGAAUCAACGGAACGCCUCGUCUAAAGAGGAGAAGUUUUGUCGAAGCAGCGACUCCGCAGCCGCAACGGAACAUUUGCCAGAGGGAUGUUCACGUAACUCCUCUCGCUUCCUACUUUCCUACAGGAUUCGUUUCCCAUCCUUUCCCCAGUCCCCCUCCCUACACACACACACACACACACACACACACUUUCUACCACUUAUGGUUCUCCUCUUCCUCUCCGCUCCUCAGGCAUGCUGGAGUGUCUUUUCUUUCCUUUUUUUUUUUCUCCAGCAUGUGUGUGUGAGAGGGAUCAAAGGCAGUGUGUGAGGGCAGCGAGGGGUCUGUGCCACGGGCUGUGUGAACAUCGGGGUGUCAAACAUGUUGACACCACUCCCCAGGGCCUCAUUACAGCCCUCCCCGAGCCUCCUAAGCGGAUGAUGCUGAGGACACAGAGGAGCGUGUCUCCACCACCCCAGCCCCAGCCCCUCCGCUCCUCCUUCCAUGUAGCUCCCCCUUCUUCAGUUUCUUCUCCCCUCCUUCACACUGAGAGCGUCUAGCUCGGCUUUGAAGCUGGGAGGCUCUGGACGUGCAGGUGCUGCGUGCCCAUGCUCCUUCUCAACGGUCAUUCUAAUGAACCUUGGCAGCAGUGUGUGGCUCCUUGAGGGAUGCUCGCUCGUGGUACUCACAGGAGAGAUGGAUCCUUUUGUUGUUUUUAAGAGCUGCAAAGCUGUAACUACAUGUACUGUAACUGGUCUAUAUAAAUGUUCUCUGUCUAUAUAAAGAAAAAAAAAAAGAAACUUGGAAGUUUUUCCACCAAGAUUUCCCAGUCGUUGCUAUGCUUUAAAAGGAGACUUGUUAAAUAUUUGUGUCCAGAAAAUCGUGGUUGUUAUUUUUAUUUGGUCUAUUUCUUAGUAAUGUAAAUGCUUAUUAUGGUAUUUUCUUCUCUGUGCAGCUGCUCGGCCCCAUUUGGUGAUUAUUAACUCUUUCAUGUCCCUAAGCAGUUAUGUCUGUAUUUUUGAAAAAAGAAAACAAAGAAAGGGAGUUUUUUUUUCAUGUGCUUUAUUUUCUGAAUAUGGCUGUUCCCGGUUAAGAGUCUGAAUGUGCUUAGCAUAACAGGAUCACGUAACACUUUGAUCUCCCUGCUCCCCGACAUUAUGUACAAAUGUUCCCUGGGGCUGCAGUUUACUCCUGCUGCAGCAUUCACUGCGUGGGGUUGAAGGCACGCAUUGAUGUCCGUUGGUGUUACGGUAUUCCAGCUUGACUUUUUGGCACUGAAAGUAGGGACACUCUAGAGUUAAGGUUAGAAUAACGCUCACAUUUAAGGUAGGCCGUUUGACAACAAGCAUAUCUUGUGCUUCAGUUGCAUCUGAUGAUGUGUCAGCAAUUUCCCAUCUUUAUUUGCAGGUGUUUCUUCAAUAUCCAGCACCUAAAUGCAGUUGCCACAUCCUUUAUGACAUAGACAGACAUUUCCCAACUUCUUAUGUAUGUGCAUCCUGCCAGUUGUCAAUUUGGUGAAUAUUUAAACUAUUUAAAUGUGAUCAUUUUACAAAAUUUGUAAACCCAGUGACUCAGUGUUGUGAUCACCAGAAAGCUGACACGUGUCUGAUUGUAGCAAUACAAACUACAUCUCGGUCAGAACUGGCAACGGUAUCGCUGGGUCUCUGGUGAAGGGUCAGUCAAACGCUAGGUGAUGUCAUUGACAGGGUCAUUUGAUACGGACAUUGACAGAAUACAUAACAUGGCAAUGGGUGAAGCUAAGGCAUAUGAUUGCACCACAACAACAAAAAAAAAUGUUCAAGCCUGCUCAACAUUUGUGUCAGACAUCAGCUUGUCCUACAUGUUAAUGGCUUCCAUUAAGCAGCUCUCACUGCUAGUGUGAACGCACCGUGACAUUUAAAAGGUGCAGGAGCAAGGAGACAUCCAAUCACACAACAAGCAGUAAUGACAGACUAGGAAUCCUGCUUCAAAUACAUGUGUCAUUUAACGCAGUGGUUCUCAAUCUUGGGUCCAGAUUACAGGGGGUGCGCCAAUACUUGUCUGAUCUGAGCAUCGUCAGACUAAAAAAACAUUUAGAAAAAAAAAAUGUUGAUGCGGAAUAUAGUCAGGUUCGAGUAUUCAAUUGAGUUCGUCUACCAAUGUUAUGAGUGCAACGCAGCUUUCCCCCUCCAAACUAACAUCACUAGCAAAUCAGGGUGGGGGUAGGUCUUGGAAAGCUUGGUUCAGAUCCAGCUGCAGCUGAUGCUGCAUUCAGGACAACUUGGGGAAAAAAGUUCUGUUGUCAAACUCAGAGAUCACUGCUGAACAUAUUUUAAUGUUCAGCAAAUGGUGAAAAUAUAACAAACUUAUUUUCCUCCUCCAAGUUAACCUGUAACAUGAAUGCUAUGAUAUGGGCAGUCUGAAAUUUCUGUGCUGGAAUACAGAAUUUCCAAAUUUUCAUGAAGGCAAUGUCUAAGCAACGUCAAUGUUGUCUGAAAGAUGGACAUUAAAUUUAUGAAGCUAGAAGAAUGUGUCGUAACUGCAAACGAAGAUAAAAAUAAGGAUAAUGACUAAUAUUAAAUAUUUGGCAAUUUAGGGUUGGAAUAUGAUCUACACUUUUUUUGUAUAAACUGAAUUAAAUGGUUAAAUUGCCAAUGGAAUUGGAAAUAAGUUCAGGUUGUUUGGGGUGGGGAGCCCUGCUUUUCUUAGAUACAAGUGGGGGGGGCUCCAAGGAAAAAAGGUUGGGAACCACUGAUUUAAUACGAUAUUAUUGGUGCAGAUGCCAACAAUGAUUCGAAUACUGGAGGAACCUGCCUUUGAAAAAGUAUUUGAGUACUCUAGUAGCCACAUGUACCCAGCAUAAACAUAUUAAGGCUAUUUGCUAGAGAAGACUAAUAAUGUUAUGAAAAGAGCCCUCCACUCCGCUUCUUAGGGUUUGCUGUAAAGAUGCUGUUAAUGAAACUCACCACUACCAGCUGAUGUUUUACAUUAAGAGUACUCGAACAGGGUGGUUUUGUGUCCUUGGAUAAGUUAAGCUUGGAACAUCUCCGAGAGGAAUACCAUUUCACUAAUUGGCUGUGGUGGAUGAGAAGAAGAGCAACGGCUGUCAAAUGACUACACAGCACAUCAUCUUCAAAGAACAUUUCUCAGAGGAAGGUUUUAGGCGUGAAGUCGACACCCAGUUGAUCAGGGCUAGCAGUUAUAGUUUGAAUGUACACGGUGGAAGGGUCCUACAACCACAGUAUAGUGUAUGUCUGGCAUGUUUCAGACCAUAUAAGAAGAGGGAGUCCUCAGCCUCAUCAUUUAAAACACAAACUUAAUUAGCAUCUAUGUUCCAAGGAAAAUCUUCUAAGAAAGGAAUUAAAGGGAACAAUUAAAACCAAAAGAUGGGGGGAACUUUCAUCUCUGAGUUUCACGAGAAAGCUGUCUGUUUGGUCUGACUCUCCAGUUUCAGUCCUCAUUUAGAUGUUUCUCCCUUUGAUGCGCUUCUGCUUUAAUAGCUGUGUUAUGUGUUUCCUGUUUUAUCCGAGGAGGGGGAAAAAAAUGCGCAGUGCUCUUUCUUGAUUCAUUUUUGAGGCAUGCUUAAAGGAGUUAAUGACUAAUGCUACUCAGACAAUCUGCAUAUGAAGAGUUUUGUUCCAAAAUGAGAUAUUUACUGUUUGAAAAACUUAAAAAAAAGAGAAAAAAAGCUAAAUGAAUGACAGCUAAGACUUGAAAACAGACUGCAGAGGUAGAGACAGUAACUUGUGUCCUUGGUGACAUUUUUAAUUGCUACGUCUUUUAUAUUUCAACAACACUGGAUGCUUAGGGACUUUUUUAAUGGAUGUAUAGCAUUUUGGAAUGAAAGUGUUCAUAUGGUGUUGUAUUUUUUAACUGAACAAUAAGAAAAUGAAAACUGAACAGCUCCUGGAGACUCCUGGAGAAAAUGUAAAGUACCGUUCUUUCUUAAAAACCGUAAAGGUUCUGCUGGUUCUGAUAGAUUCUUCAACAAAUGAAUAAAACCUUAUCUGUGA